Homo sapiens (human) is the source of this 3177-nucleotide messenger RNA. It is a transcript of the gene PRH2, whose product is annotated as proline rich protein HaeIII subfamily 2. The record is from RefSeq and is marked reviewed. The transcript is spliced from 4 exons. NCBI's taxonomy places the organism in Eukaryota, Metazoa, Chordata, Mammalia, Primates, Hominidae. The coding region runs from base 39 to 539 and encodes 166 amino acids. Gene Ontology annotation, cellular component: extracellular region.
AGCAUAAAGUUGGGAGUGACACCAGAGCCUUCUGCAAGAUGCUUCUGAUUCUGCUGUCAGUGGCCCUGCUGGCCUUCAGCUCAGCUCAGGACUUAGAUGAAGAUGUCAGCCAAGAAGACGUUCCCUUGGUAAUAUCAGAUGGAGGAGACUCUGAGCAGUUCAUAGAUGAGGAGCGUCAGGGACCACCUUUGGGAGGACAGCAAUCUCAACCCUCUGCUGGUGAUGGGAACCAGAAUGAUGGCCCUCAGCAGGGACCACCCCAACAAGGAGGCCAGCAGCAACAAGGUCCACCACCUCCUCAGGGAAAGCCACAAGGACCACCCCAACAGGGAGGCCAUCCCCCUCCUCCUCAAGGAAGGCCACAAGGACCACCCCAACAGGGAGGCCAUCCCCGUCCUCCUCGAGGAAGGCCACAAGGACCACCCCAACAGGGAGGCCAUCAGCAAGGUCCUCCCCCACCUCCUCCUGGAAAGCCCCAGGGACCACCUCCCCAAGGGGGCCGCCCACAAGGACCUCCACAGGGGCAGUCUCCUCAGUAAUCUAGGAUUCAAUGAUAGGAAGUGAAUAAGAAGAUGACAGUGUUUCAAAUGCCUUGAAACAUAAUGUGAUCAUGCUCUAACUUCAAUAUACCAAUAAAAUAAUCAGCUUGCAAUUUCUGAUUAUAGCAUCUCCUUCUGAGUGUUUGGGACUCUGGAAUCUGAGACCCAUGUUCACAUUGUAAGAACAUCCAGGACCCCUUCUCCUUGAUGUUUCCAGCAAGCUUCUUUCCUCCUUAUCCUUAUUAAGUCAUCUGCCUGGGGAAGGAGUUCCACUGUUUCUUUCCUUCUCUGUCUUCUUAGCUCGAAUUUAAAUUGCACAAUUAUUUUCAGGUCAUUUCCUGAUAGUCUAGUCAGCUUAUGAAUGUAAGCAAAACAGGACCAAUGAAAGAAAGUCCCAGAAGCUGAGAGAAACUUUAACAAGUUUGAGAGUAACUUAUUUUGUUUUCUAGGAAAGUGAGUAUGGUUCUAUGCCUGUAUUCCCCAGAAGCCACUAGACCUAUUUUCCCCUAUUUUAUCACUGAUCAGUUCUGUCCCUGCCUAUGAUUCUUACCAUUCUUAAGAAAACCUGAAUGGAUUUCAUCAAGGCGGCAGCAUAAUUUGAAGGGCAAUUGCGUGUGAAAAUUGAUGUGACUUGAUUUACACAAUAGUCAGAAAACAUUUUAGAAAUUGAUGACUUUAUAAUGCAACCAGGAGUAUUGAAAAAAAAGUAAGCAAUGAGCUCAAAUAAUUAAAAAAGAGAGACAAAAUACACUUGGGAGAACAGAAAUAAGAAUUAAUGAAAAUUUAAAAGAUUAAAUGAAUGAGAAGAAAUGAUUCAUAAAUUUUGAACUAACAGUAAUAACUUCUUGAAAAUCCAAUAAAAUUGGCAAAAGAUUGUGAAAAUUCUGGAAGAAUAAGGGAAACAGAUAAUCUUCAGAGUAAUCAGGUAAAGCUUAAACAAGUGUUUUAAAAGAUGAGUUUUUCCUACAUUCUGAAAAGCAAACAUGAAAAACUGAACACAGUUUUUACAGAUAUACAAUAUGGAGUGACUUAUAUACAAAAUGACCUUAAAAAUAUAUUAAACUCAUUAUAGUAGUUAAUAUCUAAGUAAAAUAUGAUGAAAUUUAAUAGAGAAUUCACUCCUCCCAAAAGCACCUUCAUGGAAGAUUCCUCAUUAACAGGCAGUCCUUUAGUAUGCUGAUUUAUACAAAAUGCUGAAAAGAAGAGAAAUACCCCAAGUUCUUGAAAAAAAAUUUUUUGAUAUGACUACUCUAACAGUAAUAACUAUAAAUCUCACUUUAAAUAAUUUAAAACAAAUUAAAGUGAUAUAUGAGUUAAAUGACCAAGCAGACUUGAUUCCAGGAAUGUUAAGGAAUGUUCAUUAUUUGUUUUGGAUAAUGAAGUCAGCAGAGGAAAAAAAAAUAUGACCAUCUCAAAAGAUGCCAACGUUGUCUUUGAUAAUAUUUAAUAUAUUUUUUAAAAAACAAUUCUUGUAAAAUACUUUUUUGAUUAGCCUUCUGACCAUGAUUAAAAUGGUGUACCUCAAAGUAGCUGCUAACCUUAUGUGUAUCUGCAACACCCUGAAAAAUUAUCUAAUAAAAAGGCACAAAGAAAAAGCUUGUCAAUGUUGUGGAUAAUUAGAAAGUGAAUAAUUUUAUUUAAUAUUAGAUAAACAAGCACAUAACAGAGAUACAUAUAUUCAAAUGGAAGGAGUAAAAUUACCACCACAUGCAGAUCUGUUUUUCUGUCCAGAAAAUAACAAGAGAUUCUACUCAGGUAAAAAAGGAAAGGAAGGAAAACCAUUGUAAUUAAAAUAAAAUUUAAUACAAUAGCCGUUUAUUAAUUCAACUUCUAAAGAAUCUUUGUGAUUACACAAUGACCAGCUAGUAAAUAUAAUAAGAAAAUGAUUAUUCACAAAGGAACCAAAAGGCCUAGUCUUCGAAUUUUUAAUGCCAUUGUGAUAGCAAGCAUCUGAUUAUUUUACUCUAAGUUAUUUCCACUUCUGAUUUUAAGAACAGCUUCUUUCCCAGGGAUGGGUUCCCCCUAGUGAUGUAUUCUCUUCACCACAAGAGUUUGCAGCUCUGGCUUUCUUUCUGCUCAUCUGUAAAGAUAACUACAGCUCCUCUAUAAACCAUCUCACCAUUAUUACCGAAAUCAGACAAAUUCUGGAGAUAGUCAAAGCUGUGAGGAUUCGAAGAUCUCUUUCACAUCUUGACCCAGUCAAUUCCGUUCACCAGUGUUAUGAAUCCAUUCCCCAAAAUUCCAAUUAGGAAUUAUAUAUUUAUUAUUAUAAUGAGGAUACUAUACAAGGCAUUUAGCAUGGCUGCAAAGAGAGAGCUCCAAUGUCUAAAUGCAACGCUGACAAUUUCUUCAUCUAUCACAUGUACCUGUUAUACAUACUUAUUAAUUGGAUGUGCAGUUAAUUUCUUCCUUUAAAAAAAAAACUAUAGGCUCAAUAUGAAAGUAGAAAGCACUAAGGUGUACUAAUGAAUGGGCACAUAGCUUUUUUCACAAAAAGAUUAUUUUGCCCCAGACAGCUAUCUGCAUUCUGAUCCAGAUACUGUAUGUUCUUAACAUAAAGUGAAAUUUCUCAUACUUCAUGAUGAAAGAAAAAACUGAAUUCUCAUUGUUAAUAAACAAAUAAAGACAAUUCUCUGCA